AUUGGAGGAGGUAUGGGCGAUGGUAUGCCUAUGGACGGCGGAAAAGGAGGAAUGGGCGGCGGUAUGAUGAUGAUGCCAAUGAGAGGUGGUAUAGGUGAUAGUAUGCCUAUGGGCGGCGGAAAAGGAGGGAUGGGCGGAGGUAUGAUGAUGAUGCCAAUGGGAGGUGGUAUGAGCGAUGGAAUGCCUAUGGGCGGUGGAAAAGGCGGCGAUAUGAUGACGAAAAUGCCAAAGGGAGGUGGUAUGGGCGAUGGUAUGCCUAUGGGCGGUGGAAAAGGAGGGAUGGGCGGCGGUAUGAUGAUGAUGCCAACAGGAGGUGGUAUGGGUGAUAGUAUGCCUAUGGGCGGUAGAAAGGGUGAAAAGGGCGGAGGGAUGGGCGGCGGUAUGAUGAUGAUGCCAAUGGGCGGUGGUAUGAGCAAUGGUAUGCCUAUGGGCGGCGGAGAAGGAGGAAUGGGUGGCGGUAUGAUGAUGAUGCCAAUGGGAGGUGGUAUGGGUGAUGGUACGCCUAUGGGCGGCGGAAAAGGAGGGAUGGGCGGCGGUAUGAUGAAAAUGCCAAUGGGAGGAGGUAUGGGCGAUGGUAUGCCUAUGGGCGGCGGAAAAGGAGGGAUGGGCGGCGGUAUGAUGAUGAUGCCAACAGGAGGUGGUAUGGGUGAUAGUAUGCCUAUGGGCGGUAGAAAAGGUGAAAAAGGCGGUGAUAUGAUGAUGAAAAUGCCAAAGGGCGGUGGUAUGGGUGAUAGUAUGCCUAUGGGCGGCGGAAAAGGACGAAUGGGUGGCGGUAUGAUGAUGAUGCCAAUGGGCGGUGGUAUGUCUAUGGGCGUUGGAAAAGGAGGAAUGGGUAGCGAUAUGAUGAUGAUGUCAAUGGGCGGUGGCAUGCCUAUGGACGGUGGAAUGGGCGGGGGUAUGAUGAUGCCAAUUGAAGGUAAGAAAUAUUAAUCUAACUGAACCAUACAAAGGACUUUCCUAGAGAUAUUGGCGAUCUUGUAUACAAUCAGGAAUCAACGUGCUUCUCCUCAUGGACAUGUACAUUGUCGUAUCGUUCAUAGCAACAUUCGUGUAUAUAUUCCA
Mercenaria mercenaria is the source of this 1062-nucleotide messenger RNA. RefSeq lists its product as uncharacterized. NCBI's taxonomy places the organism in Eukaryota, Metazoa, Mollusca, Bivalvia, Venerida, Veneridae. The coding region runs from base 13 to 930 and encodes 305 amino acids. The transcript is spliced from 2 exons. The record is from RefSeq and is a predicted model, not a curated record.